This is a messenger RNA of Perognathus longimembris pacificus (Pacific pocket mouse), 1083 nucleotides long. RefSeq names its product tRNA selenocysteine 1 associated protein 1 (gene Trnau1ap). Gene Ontology annotation, molecular function: tRNA binding. Gene Ontology annotation, cellular component: nucleus. The transcript has 9 exons. Lineage: Eukaryota; Metazoa; Chordata; Mammalia; Rodentia; Heteromyidae. Bases 103 to 966 code for a protein of 287 amino acids. Gene Ontology annotation, biological process: selenocysteine incorporation. The record is from RefSeq and is a predicted model, not a curated record.
CGCAGAAGACAUCGCCGGGGCGAGCUCCCGGGCGGUCAGGGCCGCGCGGACUGGCGCCUGCGCGCGCCGCGGAGCCCCGCGAAGUCCCCGCCCGGGUGCGGGAUGGCGGCCAGCCUGUGGAUGGGAGACCUGGAACCCUACAUGGAUGAGAACUUCAUCUCCAGAGCCUUUGCCACCAUGGGGGAGACCGUGAUGAGCGUGAAGAUUAUCCGAAACCGCCUCACUGGGAUCCCAGCUGGCUACUGUUUUGUAGAAUUCGCAGAUUUGGCCACAGCUGAGAAGUGUUUGCAUAAAAUUAAUGGGAAACCUCUUCCAGGAGCCACACCUGCAAAACGGUUUAAAUUGAACUAUGCCACUUAUGGGAAACAGCCGGAUAACAGCCCUGAGUACUCCCUCUUUGUGGGAGACCUGACCCCAGAUGUGGAUGAUGGCAUGCUGUAUGAAUUCUUCGUCAAGGUCUACCCCUCCUGUCGGGGAGGCAAGGUGGUUUUGGACCAGACAGGCGUGUCUAAGGGUUAUGGUUUUGUGAAAUUCACAGAUGAAUUGGAACAGAAGCGAGCCCUGACGGAGUGCCAGGGAGCAGUAGGACUGGGGUCUAAACCCGUGCGGCUGAGUGUGGCCAUCCCAAAAGCGAGCCGUGUAAAGCCAGUGGAGUAUAGUCAGAUGUACAGUUACAGCUACAACCAGUAUUACCAGCAGUACCAGAACUACUAUGCCCAGUGGGGCUAUGACCAGAACACAGGCAGCUACAGUUACAGCUACCCCCAGUACGGCUACACCCAAAGCACCAUGCAGACAUACGAAGAAGUCGGAGAUGAUGCGUUGGAAGACCCCAUGCCACAACUGGAUGUGACCGAGGCUAACAAAGAAUUCAUGGAGCAGAGCGAGGAGCUGUAUGAUGCACUCAUGGACUGUCACUGGCAGCCCCUGGACAGCGUCUCCUCAGAGAUCCCUGCUUUACUGUAGCUGGGAGAGGACAGAGCAGGAUGGACUGUGAGCAACUGGACACCUUUUUAAAUUGUCCACUUUUACUUUCAGAAACUAUUUGUAAGAUUGAAAUAAACUUAUUGAGAUUUUCUGCAA